This is a messenger RNA of Alternaria hordeiaustralica, 2058 nucleotides long. RefSeq lists its product as uncharacterized. The transcript has 2 exons. The coding region runs from base 1 to 2058 and encodes 685 amino acids. Lineage: Eukaryota; Fungi; Ascomycota; Dothideomycetes; Pleosporales; Pleosporaceae. The record is from RefSeq and is a predicted model, not a curated record.
AUGAUCUAUGUUCAGCGGAUAACAGACAUGAGAAUGUCGGGAUCUUCCCUCAAGAGCCUCCGGAUAUUUGAGAAGAUCUGCGGCGAGCGAAACUUUCAGGACGUUGUGAUUGUUACAACGAUGUGGAACUCGCUGAAGACGAAGGAAGCGCAUGAUGCCGCAAGGAUGCGUGAAGACAUGAUGGGGGAAAGACCUGAGUUCUUUGGAAAUAUGAUAAGAGGUGGAGCUAGGAUGGAGCAAUACCAAGGCGAUACCUACAGCGGCAUCCGGAUUGUCGAAUCAUUAGCAGAUAGAUGGAGAAAGGUCAGUCUGCAAUUGCAGCGCGAGAUGCGACGAGGCGUGGCUACGAAACUCGAAGACACAACAGCAGGAAGAUACAUCGACGGUGAACUUGCCAAUGCACGCGAGAAGUACGAGACGCAAAAGCGGGAGCUAGAGGAGUGUGCAGAGGAGGCUGAGGAUGAUGAUGACCUAAGAAGCGAAUUCGUUGAGCAAGCUGAAGACUGUAUACGUCACGUCAACAGCAUUAUAACUGAUCAAAGGAGUCUUUCCGUCACACUCGAAGACAUGCGGAAUGAGCAGGUAGCCGGGUGUAGCAUCGGCCGGAACGACCCGCCAGAGGAUAUAGUGCAUGGAAACAACUCCGCGCGCAUUUUCGAGCUUGAGCAUGAGGUUCAAGGGCUGAAAAGAGUAAUAGAAGAGCAGCGUGUAGAAGGUCUCCUUGCCCAACAUGGAGGUCUGGAAAGGAUCGAAGCGGUUAGGCAAGAGAUAGCAGAGGCCAAGGAACGAGAUCAAGUUGUGCGCGAGAAAACGAAGGAAAGGCGGCCAAAGGAGGUCAUUAUGUGGAUGCGAGAUUUCUUCGCCCUAAGACCCGCUGGAGAUAUCAUACCACCACCACGUCGAGCCGACUCCAUGCCCAUAGAGACAAUGAUCUCUAAGAAGACUGGUACAAGGGCUUGGAAGCGAAGUCGAUCAAAAAGUCGUCGACCAGGUAUCAAGCGCACAUCCUCGGAUGAUCAUCCAAAACAGCCUCACACUACUCCGCAGUACCUCCAGGAUCAACAGACCGACGAGCCUGGCUAUCUUGAUGAAUCAGAGAGCGAGUCUGACAGCGAUAUGGAGGACCCAGCGCCUCCGAUGUACACGCCGCAUCAUCCCCAUUCGUAUACACCUGCGGCCCCAUAUGUACAUGACAACGGCACGAAGGUCUACCUGGUCGAUACCCCUGGCUUCGAUGACACCUAUCGGUCCGACUCCGAAAUCCUGCGCGAAGUCGCGCUCUGGCUGAACAAGGCGCACACGGAGAAAUUGCGACUAGCUGGAAUCAUCUUCCUCCAACGGAUCUCAGAUGUGCGAGUAGGCGGUAGCGGAAUUAAGAACAUAAAAAUGUUCCAAAAGCUGUGUGGUGACGGCCCGCUGUCAAGCGUGGUGUUAGCGACAACAAUGUGGGACAUGGCCUCACCAAAUGCAGCAAUCGAACGCGAAAGAGAACUACAAGAACAACCACAGCUAUGGAAACGAAUGAUAGACCACGGAAGCUGCGUAUUCCGUCACGACAAAGGAAAGUCGUCAGCGCUGAAGAUCAUCAAAUACCUGAUGAAGCGCAAAAAGCCCGUAACACUCGACAUACAGCGCGAAAUGGUCGACCAAAACCUCGAACUAGUCGACACAGGCGCCGGAGGCGCCCUAGCAUCAUCCGUAGAGACGCUCAUCAAACACUACGAAAAGAAGCUAAAAGAGCUGGAACAAGACCUCAAAGAGGCCCGCGACCAAAGCAACAAAGAAGACCGUGAGAUUUUGGAAGCAUCGCGGAAACAAUAUCAAGACAAUAUCGCAAAGCAACAGCAGGAGAUGCAGAAUUUACAGGUUAGUGCGGCGCAGCUGAUAGAGGAUGCUAAGAAGCGGUUUGAAGAGAGCGAGGUGUCGGCAAGGGAGAAUAUGCUAAGGGCUCAGGCGAAUCAUGCGGCGGAGCUGGAGAAGCAGAGGGUGGUGUUGCAGAGACAGUUUAAGGAGAAGUAUCUGCAGAUGAUGCAUGAGCGGGCGUGUAAUGUGAUGUAG